UUCUUGAUUUUCAAAUGACUCAUAUGUGAGAUGAAGGAGAAAAAGCAAACACCCAUUUUGUCACUCAUCUUGUUACUCUCUUUCUUGUGUUCACUCUUUACUGCUCAACAAACAAAUGCUGAGUUUACAAUCUCUGAAUCUGGUCCUUUAACUGACUUCGAAGCUCAGUACAUCAAACACCGUCAAUUGUUGUACUACAGAGAUGAAUUUGGUGACAGAGGAGAAAAUGUAGAGAUAGAUCCAUCUUUAGUAUUUGAAAAUGAUAGGAUCAAGAAUGCUUACAUUGCUUUACAAGCAUGGAAACAAGCUAUCAUUUCAGAUCCCUUUAAUAUUACUGCCAAUUGGGUUGGUCCUAAUGUAUGUAGCUACACUGGUGUCUUCUGUGCACCUGCUUUGGAUAACCCAAAGAUACGUACAGUUGCUGGAAUUGACCUCAACCAUGGUGACAUUGCUGGGUAUUUGCCUGAAGAGCUUGGACUUGUGUCUGAUCUUGGAAUAUUUCACAUAAAUUCAAACCGUUUUUGUGGUACGAUACCUAAGAAGUUGAAGAACUUGAAGAUACUGUUCGAGUUAGAUCUGAGUAAUAAUCGGUUUGCUGGGAAGUUUCCUUAUGUUGUGUUGAGUUUGCCUAAGUUGAUUUUCUUGGAUAUUAGGUUCAAUGAGUUUGAAGGUAAUGUACCUUCUGAGCUGUUUGAUAAACCAUUGGAUGCUAUUUUUAUAAACCAUAAUCGGUUUGCAUUUGAGUUGCCUGAUAAUUUUGGGAAUUCGCCGGUUUCUGUUAUAGUAGUUGCAAGUAACAGAUUUCAUGGAUGUCUACCUGCGAGUAUUGGGAAUAUGAGUAAUUUAAAUGAGGCUAUUUUGAUGAAUAAUGGGUUGCGUUCUUGUUUGCCAACGGAGAUUGGGAUGCUGAAGAAUUUGACUGUGUUUGAUGUUAGUUUUAAUCAGUUGAUGGGUCCGUUGCCGGAGAGUUUUGGUGGACUGGUGAAUUUGGAGCAACUGAAUGUGGCACAUAAUAUGUUAUCUGGGAGAAUUCCAGAGAGUAUUUGUAAGCUUCCUAAGCUUGAGAAUUUUACGUAUUCCUAUAAUUUCUUUAGUGGUGAACCGAGUGUUUGUUUGGGAUUAUCGGAGUUUCAUGAUGAAAAGAAUUGUUUGGUGAAUAGGCCUUCACAAAGGAGUGCUGCUCAAUGCAAGGCCUUUUUGUCUAAAAGGAUACAUUGUAGUGCUUUUAAGUGUCGUAAGUUUGUUCCUGUUUUGCCU
Capsicum annuum is the source of this 1257-nucleotide messenger RNA. RefSeq names its product leucine-rich repeat extensin-like protein 3. The record is from RefSeq and is a predicted model, not a curated record. NCBI's taxonomy places the organism in Eukaryota, Viridiplantae, Streptophyta, Magnoliopsida, Solanales, Solanaceae. Gene Ontology annotation, molecular function: protein binding.